This is a messenger RNA of Pectinophora gossypiella (pink bollworm), 852 nucleotides long. RefSeq lists its product as uncharacterized. The transcript has 2 exons. Lineage: Eukaryota; Metazoa; Arthropoda; Insecta; Lepidoptera; Gelechiidae. The record is from RefSeq and is a predicted model, not a curated record. Bases 154 to 768 code for a protein of 204 amino acids.
GCGGUCAGAAUCGCCGCAGCCUUCGUCCGAAGCGCACGCGAAUUCGCGACGUAUCCGAACUCCCGAGAACGAUUCGAGUGUAUCCGAACUUUAAUACUUUAAAAAAAAUACAAAGUGUUAUUUUUUUGAGUUUUUGUAUCCAACCAGCCAGCCAUGCAGACGUUUAUAAGAACAACGACGCUGGUGCUCAUCGCGAUAGCAGCGACAUGGGCCGCGCCAUCGCCAUCAUUACACCGCGACAACGACCUCACCCUAGACAAGAAGGACCCAUCAACCCAUGAACUGCUCAGCUCACUUGGCAUGAAGAAGCUAAGGAUACCGGUAGCUCAUCAUAGGAAACGUUUGGCUGAGCAAGGGCGAAGACACGCCACAGGGGAUUCCAGGAUGUACGUGAUUAAGCUCCCUCCUAAUACCAACUACUACACCCACGCCGACCCGGCUCCGGCGGCUGCACGAACCUUGCCUUUACAGAUGACGAGUAAUGGGAAACCAGCUCGCGUCUACCAUUGGAACAUCCCCGUACUGCAAAAGCUAGCGAAAACCCGCCCUCAGGCCAGGUUUGACGAUGACGUGGUCGACGUAGAGAGCACACCCACUUGGCCGAAAGGCGCCAACAACCACCCCAACUCGCUGGACGGACUAACCUACUACGUACCAGCGAAGAAGACGUCCUUCAGGAAAUACUUCUCGGGCAACGGCAAACCCAAGUCCUUCUACAUUUUAGACAAGAACAAGAAAUCCGCGGAGUACCAUAGAUUGUUGCCCUAAUUUAUUUGUAACUUAAGUUUCUAAUUGUAAAUAGCAUUUAGUAAGGUCGUUUACUUAUUUAUCAAGAAUUGGCGGCAUAUAAUU